Mizuhopecten yessoensis (Yesso scallop) is the source of this 1879-nucleotide messenger RNA. RefSeq names its product receptor-type tyrosine-protein phosphatase F-like. The record is from RefSeq and is a predicted model, not a curated record. Gene Ontology annotation, molecular function: protein binding. The transcript has 10 exons. The coding region runs from base 98 to 1708 and encodes 536 amino acids. NCBI's taxonomy places the organism in Eukaryota, Metazoa, Mollusca, Bivalvia, Pectinida, Pectinidae.
GGAUAUACAUUUAUAAAAGAUGCCAGAUUUUAAGAAAAGGCACUGAACUGACAGACUUCCUGGGUUAUCCUGUGUCACGUCUCCCAACGCCAACGUCAUGGGUAUUACUGAGAUCACUCUGAGCUGUGUCAUCAUCAGGUGUUUGAUGUGGUCCUCCACAGCUUGUUUUAUCUGCUGUAAAUGUGGAUCUUUCUCUCCGAAUGACCCAUAUUAUUUCAUAAAUGACACAAGCACCAUGAUUUGUGCACUGGACAAACCGCACCAUUCGGUGAACGCAUCAGAUUUAUUCAUCGUGUUCAAUAAUGUGGAGGUAGAUCCAUCUUACCUCACCAUACUCAACGAAAGUGCGGUGUUGUUUAACAAGCCAAUGAAGUUGGAGGACGACGGGAAGUACUACUGUCACAAGCGAGGCGUUGAGGGGGUUGACGGGUUGAUUGGAGGCCAGAGUGUAAUUGUCGACUACCAAUUAGAACCAAUCAAUGAUAUAGAAUGUAUCUGGCACAACUGGAUUGACAGGCUGGUCUGCAGGUGGACACUUCCGCCAUAUCGCUACAAGUAUUACAUCAAUGUUGAACUGACCAUGUAUAAUGGUGCCCUCAUUUCCUGCCACAACAUGGUGAACAAAACUGAAUGUACAUGGACUCCUGAAGAUGGUUCCCUUGAUAUGUACCAAGGAGAUUUCCAACUGAAGGUGACAAACACAAACCCACACAAAAACAUGACAAAGGUGGGACCAUGGAUAAUGAAAAUACGUGACGAGAACGUAAAACCGCAUGAGGUGAACUCUUUUACUCAAAAUUACACCAAUGAAAGUACCUGCUUACUUCUGACGUGGAAAUACGACCCAAAUAUUACUGACUCAAGAGAGAAACACUACAGAGUUCAGUACGCUGCUGUUGGGGACCCGUCACAGAAAAAUACGUUGUGGAGUGUUAAUGACAAUGUAACCGUCUGUGGCCUAACACCCUACACCUUGUACAAAUUCACCAUUGCCGUCCACCCGGACAGAAAUGCAACGAAGGGCUACUGGAGUGACCCUGUCACAAAAGAAUUCCAAACAGACCAAGAUGUACCAGGAGCAGCCCCAGAGAUGGUUGGAUUCAGACAGCACUCAGAAUCGUGUACCCAGAAAGAAAAGACAACUGCUGGAAUUACUUCAACGAUUUAUUUUAAGUCAAUACCAGAGGUGGAGAGAAAUGGUUUAAUCACAAGUUACAGAGUCAACUAUACUGAUCUAUCUGAUGGAGCAAUUGUUACAAAAGUCAUCGUCAAUAAGAAUACCACUUCUGUUAGCCAUCCACUCCCCUGUAACAAACUAUACAACAUAUCUAUCUCCGCUGCCACUGUCAAAGGAUACUCACCUCACCACUCCAGCCUCAUCAUUAACACUUCAGGUAUGACACCAGCUGAUGUUAUGGUGGAGCGUAAGGACUUGCUGUAUAAUGUAUCGUGGACUGUCCCUGGUCCUGUCGACCUACUCACCAGUUACAGAGUAGUCUACUGCACGAUGUUCGGUUCACAGCAGGAAUGUGCGGGAGAGCUGCAGAAGGUGAUUGUUCCCGAUUCCCGGACACGUCACCAAACUUUGCCGCUGACAUUAGACACGAUGUACCUGUUUGGUGUGUCUAUCGUCAGGGCUGGAGUAGCCAGUGCUGCCAAGUUUGAGAGCUGUAUUUAUGUUUCCACGGAAAGUAAGAAGACCAUAUAACCUCACUACUGUACAGUGCUUUAAUUCGCGUUGUCAUAUUUUCGCGUUUUCAUACCAAGAACUUGUUCGUUGGGUCUUACAUUCGCAUUACAUCGAUUCCGAAAUGGAAUAAAAUUUGUUCAUUAAAUGUGUUGUAAAAUAAGAUGUUGGUAUUAAAUAUGGAAAACAAAA